GGAGCAGCUGCCGACAAGCUGCGUUAGUCAAUUAAAGAUGGAUACGCUGGCCCAAUCACGAUCAAAUGAAAUCACCCGCAACGCCGGAAUCCAAAUACGUCCGCCCUCAACUGUUCCUCGCACCUCCUCUGACCCUCACCGCGUUCCCAUUCCAACUCGACUGGGCGGGAGAUCUCUUUCUGCACCCCGAGAUCUGGAAAUCUGAUCUUAGCCGGUACGAAGAUCCGGCGGGGAAGGCAUCCUCCGGCCACCACCAGAUUCAUUGGACAUAGAGCACUCGACAUUGAUCUAUAUAUCUGUCUGCUUGGUUAUGUUGCUUUUAGCGUAAUAUUUCAUAACAUAAGGAAAUUCAUUGUUGCCGUGUGCGACUUGAAGUGAAGCACCAUGGGUUCAAGGUUUCCAUCACAUCAGCUGAGCAAUGGCCUGUAUGUUUCGGGUCGACCAGAGCAGCCAAAGGAAAAAGCCCCGACCAUGAGUUCCACGGCCAUACCUUACACAGGUGGGGAUAUUAAGAAAUCUGGAGAACUUGGAAAAAUGUUUGACAUUCCUGUUGAUAACACAAGACACAGGAAAUCUGGGCCUAUCACUAAUGCUCCCACAAGGAAUGGGUCCUUUGGAGGUUCAUCUGUUGUUGCUGGUGCUUCAGGUAGGCAGAGGUCCCAUUCUGGUCCACUUAAUAAACAGGGAGAACCAGUGAAGAAGUCUUCUGGGCCUCAAACUGGUGUUGCUCCUCUGUCUCGGCAAAAUUCAGGCUCCCUUCCUCCAGUGCUCCCAACUACCGGGCUCAUCACAUCUGGCCCUAUUUCCUCAGGUCCACUGACUUCUUCUGGAACUCCUCGGAAAGUAUCUGGUCCUCUCGACUCCACUGGAGUGGCUAAGCUACAGAAAACAUUCAUUGCAAAUAACCAAGCUAUUACGAAGCUCAAUCAGGAGGGAAACUAUUCUUAUAAGAAGAGCUUCCCCAAGAACUUGUUUUGGAGAGCUGUUAAAGGAUUUGUUGAUCGAUACCCAGAUGCAGAACUUAGAACAGCAAAAGAUGGUCAAUAUGUCAAGGUUUCAGGGGUUGUUACCUGUGGGAAUGUUCCUCUUCAGUCAUCUUUUCUGAACGUUCCUAGAUGUGUGUACUCAUCUACUUGUUUAUAUGAAUAUAGAGGUUGGGACUCAAAGGCUGCUAAUUCUCAGCAUCGGCGUUUUUCAUGGGGAUUAAGAUUUGUAGAGAGGCAUGUUGUCGACUUCUACAUCUCUGAUUUCCAGUCUGGGUUAAGAGCAUUAGUCAAGACAGGUUAUGGUGCAAGUGUGACACCAUACGUUGAUGAGUCGGUAGUUGCAGAUGUGGAUACUAGCAAAAGAGAAGUAUCACCUGAAUUUCUUAAGUGGUUGAUGGAGAGGAACCUUUCAAUUGAUGGUCAUGUGAUGCAUCUAAAAGAGGGGUACGUCAAAGAGGGGAGCACAGUUAGUGUGAUGGGAAUUGUUCGCAGAAAUCAUAAUAUUCUGAUGAUUGUUCCUCCCUCCGAGCCUUUCUCCACAGGUUGUCAGUGGACGAGCUGCAUACAACCAACGACCAUUGAAGGCAUCAUUCUGAGAUGUGAUGACAGUUCAAGUACUGAUGUUAUACCAGUUUAGCAACAUAGCACUUUUAAGGUUACCUCUUUUGCUCUUUUACUCUUUUACUCUGUUGUGUGCCUUUUGGAGAAAAAAUGAUUAGGAUUUCCCAUCAAAAUUUAAUUAUGGUGAAAUUUUAAUUUUUAAAUUUACUUUAAAAUAAGUGUAAUAUAUGAAUAAUAAGUCAACAUUCAUAUUGCAUUUAUUUUAAAAUAAAUUCAAAAAUUAAAAAAAAUCCUGAGGAUAUCCUCACCCAAUUUAUUUUUAUUUUUCUUUUAGCUGAGAUAACCUCCUGUUUUAUAUGUUUCCAAGGGAUUUGUAACAAAGCUUGAGAGGAAGGGAUUCGGAUCCUUUUUAAUUAGCAUGUUAACUGUACUGUUGUAUUUGCUGUAUCACAACCCUACGAUUCAUUUUGGAUGGCUGGGAUUUUAUUGAUCAAAAAUUUUUUUUUUUACUUGAACUAUUCUAUUUUGAUGGCUUCAAUUUAAAUGGCCUAAAGUGAAUUGCAGGGUUAUGAUAGGAUAGCUGUAUCACCAGUGCAAUGACUAUGAUAAUUAGAGAUGAUCCUAAUCCGAGAGGACACUUUUGACAUCUUGUCUCUUUCUUUCCAUAUGAAGAUUGAUUGUUUGAGAGUUUUUAUAGUUAAAUGGUUGUAUAAUAUUAAAUUUGGUUAAAGGUUCGAUAUUAUUUAAAUAACAUUGUGUAGUGCUUUUUAUCAAUGUAA
Dendrobium catenatum is the source of this 2326-nucleotide messenger RNA. RefSeq lists its product as uncharacterized. Bases 385 to 1623 code for a protein of 412 amino acids. NCBI's taxonomy places the organism in Eukaryota, Viridiplantae, Streptophyta, Magnoliopsida, Asparagales, Orchidaceae. The record is from RefSeq and is a predicted model, not a curated record. The transcript has 7 exons.